Molecule: messenger RNA, 1307 nt
Organism: Drosophila teissieri
Lineage: Eukaryota; Metazoa; Arthropoda; Insecta; Diptera; Drosophilidae
Product: helicase SWR1-like
Source: RefSeq, a predicted model, not a curated record
CAACUCUGUUGUGAUGUGGGACGAUGGAAUGUGGAAUAGAUAAUAUUUUUUCCUCUUUCAAAAACAAAUAAACAAAGAGAACUGAAGAGACAAAAGGUCUGUAAUUUGGUAUUAUUGUCUCCGUAUUGCAGAUUCCACCGUUUCACAAUCAUUGCCAAGUCACCUACGUGAUUUUCAUUGCCAGAUGCGAGCGAAGGUAUUUUUCAUAGUUGACGACAAAUUUGAACUGUAGCAGUCCCGCAAAACGAGAGAGAGCCAACGCAGAUCACCCGGAGCCACCCAACCACAUGGAUACCAAGUCCAAUGAUGUCGCUGGCAGUGACUCGCUGGACAAAUCUAUGCAAAUCAAGUGUGUGAUGGUGGAGACAACGACGACGGGCGACGGAGACUCCACAGUCGGAGAUCUGGACAACUGCAGCAGGGAUUCCGCUGCGGAAUCGAUGGGCAAGGGAUCGGGUUCCAUGGAAGGAGCCGGGAAGCAGGCGGAUCACAAGACUGAAGCUGCAGCGGGGACACGGGGCGAAGGCGACAGUCCGCAGAGCAGCCAAUCCCCACCAGAACAUCCGGCCAGCAAAUCACCCACGUCCCCAUGCACUGCCUUCGAGACGAAAGUCAAGCUAAUCUCACAGAACCUCAAGGAAACCACGCUGGCCGAGAGUACCGGCGCCUCAGUAUCAUCAUCCACAUCCACAUCUACACCCACACCCAAGUCCGCCUCCAGCAGCAGCAGCAUGCUGGAGUCGCAGCAGACACCCAACAAUUCCACCCCCGAUACAACAGACUCCGCCUCGUCGUCCGUCCGCGUGAAGAAGGUACGCUUCCAUCCGGAUGUCAAGGAGAACGACGGCGGGAACUGGAUGAAAAGAAAGCGACGCUCCAUGCAGACCAAACGUACCUCCUCGCCCAGCGGCGCCAACUGUGAUGGCAUGGAGCUGGACGGCGAGGCCGAGGAGGAGUACGAGGACAAUGACGACGAGGAGCAGGAGGAGGCGGAGGAGGAGUUCGAUCUGGCCAAGACAAUCGCCGAGGCGGAGGAUUACCUCAAGCAGCAUCCGUUGACGUUCGUGCAGCGCGUCGAACAGAACGGCGAGCGGCUGCAGGAUGGACUGCUCAGCAUCGAGGACAUGCUAAACGAAGUCGGCGAGGAGGUGGUCACCGAAUACAACGACGAGGACUUCUUCAGACGCAUCAAGCCCGAGAACGGCAUUGAACGCAUUCUGGGCAAGGAGACCAAGGCGGGAAAGGUAUGUUUAUGUGAUAGGGUUCAAAUAUUUUCUAUGAAUUCUAAUUGAUAACAUUGCUUCUUU